AUGAACAUGGCCAGGAGCAGACUCCUCUGCUGCCUCGGCACGCGGCGUCGAGCUAAUGCUUCGCCUCCGCAGCGCCAAGACAGCUUCGGCCCUCGACCUCGCCGCCGGUGGACGGGCAGGAUGGACCGUGCCUUCUUCGGCCGGUCUCCGCCGUGCGGCCAGACGGCCGUGGCGCCCGACUCUGGCGUCGUCGAGCCCGUGGGCAAGGAAGCGCGCGACGGAGCAGUCAACCGUGAAGAGUUCUCCAGAGAGGAAGCCGAGGCGGCCACCAUCCAGGCCGGCUUCCGCGGCCACCUGGCGAGGCGGGCGUUUCGCGCGCUGAGGAGCCUGGUUAAGCUGCAGGCGCUCGCGCGGGGCGCGUACGUGCGGAAGCAGGCGGGCGUCGCCAUCCGGUUCAUGAAGGUGCUCGUGCGGCUUCAGGUGCGCGUCCGCGCCCGGCAGCUGCUCCACAUGUCCAAGGAUCAGUAG
This is a messenger RNA of Oryza brachyantha (malo sina), 468 nucleotides long. RefSeq names its product protein IQ-DOMAIN 31-like. Gene Ontology annotation, molecular function: protein binding. The coding region runs from base 1 to 468 and encodes 155 amino acids. NCBI's taxonomy places the organism in Eukaryota, Viridiplantae, Streptophyta, Magnoliopsida, Poales, Poaceae. The transcript is spliced from 3 exons. The record is from RefSeq and is a predicted model, not a curated record.